AGAAUCCCGAAAUUUUCUACCCACAUUGAAAAAGGAUUCGUCCUUUUUUGGGUUUUCUCCUUUGCGGUUCCACAGACAACACGUCGUCUUCGUCCCUGCAACCUCGCUUCCUGUCCAUCUUUUCCUAUCUCUCAGUUUUGGUUUCGGUACGUUUACGGGAGCUGAUUGUUGUUGGGGGCUUUGAAAGAUUGGUGGGGUUUACGUUUUCGAUUUGGGUUCGCGAUUUCUCUCUGGAAUUUUGCUCGUGGGAUGGUUUGGGCUUUGAGUACGGGUUCUUGCGGUUUUGGUGGUUGAUAGAUGGCAAAGUUGGCGUUUUUUGACUUGGUGAUCAUCGACGGGGAAGAUGGUUUUUGGAUUUUGACUUGAUAGCGGCUUCAAGGCUGCGGUGAGGAAUUCUGUUCUUUGGUUUUGAAGGAUUGCAUUCAUCUAAUUUGAUUUUUAUUUUAUGGAGCUCAGUAUGGCUGUAGAUUGCAUCUUAUCCAAUGAUAGGGGUUCUGUUUGAGGGUUUUUGUUGAUCAAAUUUGAGGGAUUUGGAUUAGGAAUUCAAGACUUGUGAAUUGGGCUUUUGGCUCUGUUUGCUGCACAUUUGUGUUUUGCUGGUUGUAGAAGGAUAGAUGGAUUUUGGUCUUAAUUGAAGCUGAUUUUUAGGGAGGAAAUGAAGUUUUGUUCUGUGGUUCUGUCUCUCAAUAUGCUAGGAGAUUGAGAAUUUGACAUUUCUUCCUUGUUGGUGUUCAAUUUUGAAAUCCUUAGAUGUUUACUGCUGAUUUGUGAUUGUAUAAAAGAAUUUGAGAUGGAUGACGCUCAGAGCAGCUCAAAUUCACUCCCUCCGUUUCUUGCAAAGACAUAUGAGAUGGUGGAUGAUCCUUCCACAGAUACAAUUGUUUCAUGGAGUCAAAAUAACAAGAGCUUUAUUGUUUGGAAUCCACCAGAGUUUGCAAGUGUGUUGCUUCCUAGGUUCUUCAAGCACAACAAUUUCUCUAGCUUCAUCAGACAGCUCAAUACAUAUGGUUUCAGAAAAAUUGAUCCAGAACAAUGGGAAUUCGCAAAUGAGGAUUUUAUUCGAGGUCAACCUCACCUUAUGAAAAAUAUCCACAGAAGAAAGCCAGUUCACAGCCAUUCAAUGCAGAAUCUACAAGGUCAAGUUGCUCCAUUAACAGAGUCAGAAAGACAGAGUUUAAAGGAUAACUUUGAGAGACUUCAAAAAGAAAAAGAGUGCCUUCUUUUGGAGUUAAAGGUGCAUGAGCAAGAAUGUCAUGGAUUUGAGUUGCAAAGGCAGCAUUUGAAGGAGCGCUUGCAAAUGAUGGAACUUAGACAGAAAAAGAUGGUUUCAUUGGUAGCAGGAGUGGUGCAGAAACCAGAAUUUGCCUUAAAUCUCACACCACAAUUGGAAAAUAAUGAUAGGAAGAGAAGGUUGCCAAGAAUGGGUUAUUUGUAUGAAGAAGCUGGCACUGAAGAUGGUGAGAUAGGAAAUUCCCAAAUUAUAGCUAGAGAAAAUGCAGAUGUUGUAUUGUUGUCGAACAUGGAGUUGCUUGAGCAGUUAGAGUUAUCCAUGGCAUUUUGGGAGAAUGUAGUACAUGAUGUUGGCCAAACCCUUGAUCAACUUAAUUCAAACCAGGAAGAGGAUGAAUCAACGAGUUGUGCAGAAAGCCCAGCUACAUCUUCUGUACAGCAUAAUGUUGAUACUCAGUCAGAAUCCCCUGGGAUUGACAUGAACUCUGAGCCUGUUGCCUCUAAGGAACAUGCAGCUGGUACUACCACACCAAUGGCAACUGGAGUCAAUGAUUUAUUCUGGGAACAAUUUUUGACUGAAAAUCCUGGUUCAGCCGACACACAGGAAGUUCAGUCAGAGAGAAAAGAUUCUGAUGGCAAAAAGAACGAAACCAAACCUGAUGAUCAAGGCAGGUUUUGGUUGAAUAUGAGGAAUAUAGAUAAUCUUGCAGAACAAAUGGGACAUUUGACACCUGCAGAGAAAACUUGAUGUUGGUUGAUUAUACUUUCCAGUUUUUGAUGUCUCAGUAUAUCCUAUGUAAUAAAUUUAGGCAUGAUAGUCUGACUUGGCAGUAAGUAGAUAUUCCAUGUAUUUAGUUAAUCCUUUUUGCGCAUAUAGUGAUCUGUUGUUGCAUUCAAUUUCCAUUUGUUCCUUGAUUUCAACUGUUACUCUUGAGUUACUCAUUUUUUGCUCUAAUUCAUUUUAUGGUAUGCUUCUGAAUAAUUACAAACUUUCAGU
Molecule: messenger RNA, 2227 nt
Organism: Rubroshorea leprosula
Lineage: Eukaryota; Viridiplantae; Streptophyta; Magnoliopsida; Malvales; Dipterocarpaceae
Source: the annotation of a GenBank genome assembly